This is a messenger RNA of Cricetulus griseus (Chinese hamster), 906 nucleotides long. The record is from RefSeq and is a predicted model, not a curated record. NCBI's taxonomy places the organism in Eukaryota, Metazoa, Chordata, Mammalia, Rodentia, Cricetidae.
AUGGGUCGGGCCAGGGAAAUGGGUUGGAUGGCAGCAGGACUGAUGAUUGGGGCUGGUGCCUGCUACUGCAUGUACAAACUGGCCAUGGGAAGAGAUUCCCGUAACGAACUGGAGGACGAGGAGGAAAAUGAAUGGGAUGAUGAGCAGGAUCUGGAUGAAGAGGAGGCAGACUUGUGGUUUGAUUUCACAACAAUGGCUCGGCCCUGGAGUGAGGAUGGGGAUUGGAAUGAACCUGGGGCCCCAGGUGGGACUGAGGACAGACAUUCAGGUGGUGGAAAGGCAAACAGAGCACACCCAAUAAAACAGCGACCAUUCCCUUAUGAACAUAAAAAUACAUGGGGUGCUCAGAGCUUUAAAUCCUUCAAUUGUGCUCUUGACCUGACCCAGGGUGCUUCAAUUCAAGGGAAGAAAAAGUUCACUGAGCCAACAAAUGCUGGCUUUUCCCUUAGCCACAAUGUCGGUAGGCAUUUGGCCAGCCUCUCAGUGGUGGGAAACAGGAUCCCCACCACCCCGCACACUGUGAGGGAGAAGGCUUUGUGUGUCCCUGAAAACCCGAACACCAGUAUUGGAAAUCAGGGCCAGAUUAAGAUGUACACCCAUGAAGUGUGUCGAGAGACGGCGUUUCGUUGCUGCAAGUCAUUUCUGCAGCAGGCCGGAUUAAGUCUGCUAAUGAGCAUGACAGUUAUUAAUAACGUGCUUGCCAAGUCGGUUGCAGACCUGCAGCUUUCUUUGAUAUCCGAGGGAAGUGGCUGUGCAAAGGUUGAGAGUUUGGAACCACUGAUGGUUUUGUCUGAAAAGCCAGUGUUGGUGGGGGAAGCGCUGGCUGCGCAAACGCUAUUCUCAUUCAUGCUCCUCUAUAUCAGAAGUGGGAGCAGAGAGAUGCUUGUGGGAGCCCUCUGCCCAUAA